This is a messenger RNA of Dichotomopilus funicola, 636 nucleotides long. RefSeq lists its product as uncharacterized. Lineage: Eukaryota; Fungi; Ascomycota; Sordariomycetes; Sordariales; Chaetomiaceae. The transcript has a single exon. Gene Ontology annotation, cellular component: Ino80 complex. Gene Ontology annotation, biological process: chromatin remodeling. Bases 1 to 636 code for a protein of 211 amino acids. The record is from RefSeq and is a predicted model, not a curated record.
AUGGCCAAUCCAGAAGCCCAAGCCGCGCUGGCUGCGCACAUUGAGCUUUUGGAAGAGCUCGACAUACACUCGAUCCACAAGACAUUCCGCAACCCGAACUGGCGCCCCAAUCAACGCCGUAACAAGAACAUCAAAACCAUCCUCGGCGACGCGUCGCGCAAGGAAGCCUCCGUCAUCGCCACCCCGCAGGACAACAGCGGUUCCGCCACACCAAUGCAAUUGGACAACGAUGGCCUUUCUACCAGCGGCACUUCCACCCCGGCGGGCGUCCAAUCCGCCAGCGGCUCCGCGACUAACAGCAGCGGCAGCCUCCAACCCAACCUUGCGCAGGCCUCGCGCAGCUUGUCUAAGCUUGUCCUGGAAAAGACUCUCGCGGGGGCACCGCCUCCCUCGAAGCUUCCGCUGAAUGGCGUCUCCUCGGCGCCGACAGCGACGUAUACGAACAUUGAGAGUGCGCCGAGUCUUGCGCCACUGAAGCACUACUGCGACGUGACGGGCCUCCCAGCUCCAUACGUGGAUCCGAAGACGAGGAUACGGUAUCAUAAUCGGGAGGUGUUUGGUAUGCUUAGGAGCCUGCCGCAGGGCGUGGGGGAACAGUUCCUGGAGGCGAGGGGCGCGCAUACGGUAUUGAAAUAA